CAAAUCCCAACGAACUCUGAUCGAGCUGUUUUCGAGCGCUGUUGACGUAGGCUACGAAGAAAUCGUUCGUCGCUCGUCUCCUACCAAACAAGUUUUGUCUUGUUUUGCGGACAUAGUGCGAGGACAAUGCUGAAGCUCUGCAUAGCCUGCAGCUCAAAGGUUGCUGCCUCCAGCCGUACCUGCUCUUGCGGUCACGUGUUCUCACCGGAGACCCGCAGGAUUGGUGGGAAACGAUUUUCAGGUUACCGUUUGGGAACAACAAGGAGACAUUCAUUCAGUACUCGUAGGGAAGGACAGCAAAAUGGCAGCGGGGUUAGCGAUCCUCUUCCUAGGAAGGUGCGCAAACCUGCUCUGUAUCAGAACCUCAAAAGUUCCAAAGUUGUGCAGGAAAAAUCAAAGAUCGUGCCGGAAAAACCCGCCAUGAAACGAAAGGGACAUCCCACACUAUUUAAAGAAAACCGGACCAAGGCAAAAGUAAAAAAGAUCGAUCGCAUCGUGCGAGUGUUGUCUUCGCCUGAAAGACGUUUGAAGCUCUCGCUAGCAUUAGCUGAGAUCAACAGAAGAUUGACAAGCCAAAUGCUCAUCUGGAAAAUGUUACCGUGUGAAACAGGAUAAACUUUUACUAACAUGAAAGUUUAGUAGUCUCCCAAGCAGUCAGUCUGAAGGUCGUCACGCAACGGGUCCGAGAGGAGUCGUGCGAUUGCGUGACAACUGGAAACGUUGCGUGAUGAGCUAAGAUAGAUGACUGCCUCAGUUCACUUGAGACAUUCAAGGAACAGCGCGUAUGUAAGUUUGUAUAUUAUGUACAAAACUUUUCCAAAAGCCACAUAUGAUAAUUUACAUAGAGAAUCUAUCGCAGAAAUUUCAGUCAAAGGCAUUCAGCGUAACCAGACAAUUUGAUUCGUUCAUGGAAGUAAAAGGAACAGUUCCCAUUCGCAAACCGACACCAGAACCAACUGGCUGUACUAACUGAAAAUAUCAAAAAUCAUUUUCAGCACAAAUGAAUAGACAAUCAAUAUUUUAAACAUCGUGAUGGACAGAUCAAAAACUUUUUCUCAUCCUUUUUCAUUCACUUUUGAGAAAAUUUUCAAUCAUAGCAUGACAUAGUUAUUUCUAGGACUCUAUAAGUUUGCUGGUACGGCUAUUUCGCCUUUCUUUAAAUUAUGGUGUACUAUAAUGUCACAUACCGACAUAGCCAGAUUACUGAGGUUGUCUUGGUGUAAAUAAUUAGGGAGCUUUAGCAACGACGACGGCGACG
Messenger RNA from Stylophora pistillata, 1258 nucleotides. RefSeq lists its product as uncharacterized. The record is from RefSeq and is a predicted model, not a curated record. Lineage: Eukaryota; Metazoa; Cnidaria; Anthozoa; Scleractinia; Pocilloporidae.